AUGAGCUCACCAUUAAUCGACGAUAUCUUCGAAGCCCUGCAUGUUUGCUCUGCAGAGGCAACAGUACAACGUCCAGACCGUCCCGGCUUGCUUCUAAGCUGCAAACCUGUAAAGUCAAGGAAAAAACGAACAUUUUGUUGUCCAGCAGUUCCUGGAUCAAUCGCUCUCGACGUACGCAAUAUUGCCACUUCUCUGUCAGGGAAGGGAAGCGCGAAGCCCAUUAGAAUGAAGCGCCCAUAUCUCUUGUGGACGUUUGAGGCGUAUUCUCGCUUUAUCAUCCCGGAUCCUAGAAAGCGCCUCCCCUCAUCCGACGUAUCGGUAGUGGCGUCUACAAAUAGGCGCUCGAUAAUAACAUCGUGGACCCACAUGCCCGUUGUGUAUUUGCCCCCUUCAGGGAAAAUAUUCAACUUACGAUCGACGCUUGCUGCUGUGGCGCCGUCAUUCCGCCUUUGCAGAGAUGGAUGUUUUUAUUGUUCUGAGUGGCAGGCAGGGCCGGAUUUGUCUAAUGUUAUCUCCGACGUUUCACGCUUUGACGAGCACGGUUCAUUAUGGACCCACAGUGACGUCGUGGGCGCUUAA
Messenger RNA from Guyanagaster necrorhizus, 579 nucleotides. RefSeq lists its product as uncharacterized. The transcript has 5 exons. The record is from RefSeq and is a predicted model, not a curated record. NCBI's taxonomy places the organism in Eukaryota, Fungi, Basidiomycota, Agaricomycetes, Agaricales, Physalacriaceae. Bases 1 to 579 code for a protein of 192 amino acids.